This is a messenger RNA of Lolium perenne, 881 nucleotides long. RefSeq names its product universal stress protein PHOS34. Lineage: Eukaryota; Viridiplantae; Streptophyta; Magnoliopsida; Poales; Poaceae. The record is from RefSeq and is a predicted model, not a curated record.
CGUCCAUUCUAGAACCUAGCUAGACUCGUCGAGAGACCGCGAGGAUUGCGUGCCGUGUCGCAGGAGAGAAAGCCAGAGCUUUGGGUGGAGCCAUGGCCGAGGAAGCGGGAGCGUCGGCGGCGCCGGUGGGCGGAGAUGGGAAGAUGACCAUGGUGGUCGGGGUGGACGAGAGCGAGCACAGCUACUACGCGCUACAGUGGACGCUCCUCCAUUUCUUCUCGCCCGGCCAGCUGCAGCUGUACCGCCUCGUCGUCGUCACCGCCAAGCCCACCGCGGCCUCCGCCGUCGGCCUCGCCGGACCAGGUGCCGCGGAUGUGCUGCCGAUGGUGGAGGCGGACCUGAAGCGGAGCUCGCUGCGCGUCAUCGGCAAGGCCAAGGAGCUCUGCGCGCAGGUGAGCGAUGCUGUGUUUGAAGUGGUGGAAGGAGAUGCGAGGAACGUCCUCUGUGAGGCGGUCGAAAGGCAUCACGCCGAGAUGUUGGUUGUGGGCAACCAUGGCUAUGGAGCAAUCAAAAGGGCUGUUCUUGGAAGUGUGAGCGAUUACUGCACUCAUCACGCGCACUGCACGGUGAUGAUUGUGAAGAAGCCAAAGCACAAGCACUGAGCAAAGCCCCAGCAUUGCCUCAUCGCUGAACCCAGUGAUCAGUAUUCAUCGUUGGACCCUGUGAUCAGUAUUGUUCUUACGUAUGUAUAUAUUGCCAGAUUGUGCAUCUGGGUGAAUAAAUGGACCCUGGAUACCACAUGUAUAGUUAGCCAGCUCCUUUGCUGCUGCAAGAUCAGGAUUAAGAAGGUCAAUAAUCGAUGUGCCUUGCGCACAUCAGAACAAUGUCUUUUGUGAUGCAUCAUGCAUGCAAUGCAAUUAUUCAGUAUGUAGUGUGAUCAA